Cydia fagiglandana is the source of this 4217-nucleotide messenger RNA. RefSeq names its product multiple C2 and transmembrane domain-containing protein (gene Mctp). The transcript has 18 exons. The record is from RefSeq and is a predicted model, not a curated record. Gene Ontology annotation, cellular component: synaptic vesicle membrane. NCBI's taxonomy places the organism in Eukaryota, Metazoa, Arthropoda, Insecta, Lepidoptera, Tortricidae. The coding region runs from base 891 to 3296 and encodes 801 amino acids. Gene Ontology annotation, molecular function: calcium ion binding. Gene Ontology annotation, biological process: regulation of neurotransmitter secretion.
UAUAAUCCUAAUUAAUCUAUCUAUAUUGAUAUGUCUGUAGCAAAUAAUUAUGUGUCUAGCUGUAGCACUUUACUAUCAUAUUUCAAUGAAAAUAAUGAUCACACGAUAUUUCAUCAAGUUUACAAUACAAUGCGUCUCAAACCGGUAAUGGCGACAUGUAUAGUGAAUGAGAGACAGUAGAUGUGCACAGUAUGGCGGCGGCGACUCGUCAGCGCGCUGCUCGACUGUGUGCUGAUGAAGAGACUUAAGCUCGCCGUCAGGAGGUGGCGGAGGAUGCGCCUCUUCCGGAAGAAGGAGGGUGAGUAGGGAUGGGAGACAGCAGAUGUGCACAGUAUGGCGGCGGAGGCUCGUCAGCGCGCUGCUCGACUGUGUGCUGAUGAAGAGACUUAAGCUCGCCGUCAAGAGGUGGCGGAGGAUGCGCCUCUUCCGGAAGAAGGAGGGUGAGUAGGGAUGGGAGACAGCAGAUGUGCACAGUAUGGCGGCGGAGGCUCGUCAGCGCGCUGCUCGACUGUGUGCUGAUGAAGAGACUUAAGCUCGCCGUCAAGAGGUGGCGGAGGAUGCGCCUCUUCCGGAAGAAGGAGGGUGAGUAGGGAUGGGAGACAGCAGAUGUGCACAGUAUGGCGGCGGAGGCUCGUCAGCGCGCUGCUCGACUGUGUGCUGAUGAAGAGACUUAAGCUCGCAGUCAGGAGGUGGCGGAGGAUGCGCUUCUUCCGGAAGAAGGAGGGUGAGUAGGGAUGGGAGACAGUAGAUGUGCACAGUAUGGCGGCGGAGGCUCGUCAGCGCGCUGCUCGACUGUGUGCUGAUGAAGAGACUUAAGCUCGCCGUCAGGAGGUGGCGGAGGAUGCGCCUCUUCCGGAAGAAGGAGGGUGAGUAGGGAUGGGAGACAGUAGAUGUGCACAGUAUGGCGGCGGAGGCUCGUCAGCGCGCUGCUCGACUGUGUGCUGAUGAAGAGACUUAAGCUCGCCGUCAGGAGGUGGCGGAGGAUGCGCCUCUUCCGGAAGAAGGAGGAUCUAUCGAUGAACCGGCAGGUGUCGACGGACCCGGCACCGUCGACAUCGGGAACUCCCGCGCACUACCCGAGACAACCGCCAGCGGAACUGUUGCAAUUGGAACCAGAUGAAUCUCAAAGGCACAGGGAGCAGUUAUUACGGCAAUACUCGUUCUUCCAGCUCAGGGUACAUCUGAAGCGGGGGCAGAACCUCGUCGCUAUGGACAAGAACGGCUUGUUGGCAGGCACCAGCGACCCGUACGUCAAGUUCAAGGUGGGGGGGCGGUUGCUGCACAAGUCCAAGAUCGUGUACCGGGACCUGAAUCCCGUGUGGGACGAGUGUUUCACGGUGCCUAUUGAGGAUCCGUUUCAGCCGGUGCAGAUUAAGGUGUUCGACUACGAUUGGGGCCUACAAGACGACUUCAUGGGAUCCUGCCACCUGGACCUCACUGCCCUGGAGCUUGGCCGGACCCAGGACCUGGUGCUGUGUCUGCGGGACCCCAACAAGCCCCAGCAUGACAUGGGGGAGAUCGUGCUCAACGUCACUUUAUGGCCGAAGAGUCAGGAGGACAAAGACCAGUAUCUAUUAAAGAACACGCGACUGAGCGACGUGAACAAAAGGCUUAAGGCUCAGAUCUGGAGCUCGGUGGUCACCAUCGUGCUGGUGGAAGCCAAGAAUCUCCCGGCCAUGGAUAUGGACACGAGGUCUAGCGACCCUUAUUGUAAAUUUAGGUUAGGUAACGAGAAAUACAAAAGCAAGGUUGUAUGGAAGUCCUUACAUCCGUCGUGGUUGGAGCAGUUCGACCUGCAUCUCUACGACGAUCAGGAGCAGAUACUAGAAGUCACUGUGUGGGACAAGGACAAACAGACCAAGGACGACUUCCUGGGAAGGUGUACAAUAGAUCUGUCCCGUCUAGAACGCGAAAAGACCCACAGUAUGUGGCAAGACCUAGAAGACGGGAACGGACAGAUCUUCUUACUGCUUACAAUCAGUGGGACCACGCAGAGCGAGACCAUCACAGACCUCACCAGCUACAAGGAGAACCCGAGAGAUAUUGAGAUCAUUGAGAAGAGAUACACAUGGUACUACCUAAACGAGCAGUCGAGCGGCGUCGGCUGGCUCUGCGUAAAGGUGUACGGUGCGAAGGGCCUGGCUGCCGCGGACUUGGGGGGCAAGUCCGACCCCUUCUGCGUGUUGGAGCUGGGGAACUCCCGGCUACAGACUCAUACGGAGUACAAGACGCUCGCGCCUAACUGGAUGAAGAUCUUUACUUUUACAGUGAAAGACAUAAGCUCAAUCCUCGAGCUAACAGUGUACGACGAAGACCACGACCACAAAGUCGAGUUCCUGGGAAAGCUGGCUGUGCCGCUGCUCAGCAUCAGGAACGGGGAGAAACGGUGGUAUGCCCUGAAGGAUAAGAAGAUGAGGACGAGAGCGAAGGGGAACUAUCCGCAGAUACUGCUGGAGAUGACUGUGAUAUGGAACCAGUUGAAAGCCGCGAUCAGAGUAGUUAACCCAAAGGAACCGAAGUACAUGCACCAAGAGGCCAAGUUCAAGCGGCAACUGUUCAUCCGCAACGUCAUGAGACUGAAGGCCAUCAUCAUGUGGUUUAUAGAGAUUGGGAAGAUUCUACAAGACUGCUUUGAAUGGGAGUCGCGCGUGCGCUCGUUCUUCGGACUGCUGGUGUGGCUCGCCUUCUGCUACUACUACGAGAUGUGGAUGCUGCCAUUCCUCAUCCUGGUCUUCUUGACUAGGAACUGGCUCAUUUACAGGCUCACUGUUGAAUACGAAGACACCCGAAUAUUCCAAGCGUUUAAGCCGUAUUUGCCAAGAAUAAGGGGCAAUCCACUGUUACAACCAGUGGAUGAUGAAGACCUGCUAGCCGAGGAAGAUGACGAGGAAGAAGUGGAUAAGGAGGAGAAAAAAUCUCUAAAAGAGAGACUGCAAGCAAUACAGGAGGUGACGCAGACGGUGCAAAAUGCGAUCGGCUACGUCGCCUCAUUAGGAGAAGCUGUUAAAAAUUUAGCGAACUUCACCGUGCCAUAUCUUAGUUACAUUGCCAUCAUCAUGCUGUUUGGAGCCAUGGUGGUUCUCUAUGUGAUACCGAUGCGAUACUUGCUCAUGGCGUGGGGCAUAAAUAAAUUCACGCGCAAAAUUCUCCGGCCACACACGAUACCGAACAACGAAGUUUUGGAUCUGCUAUCGAGGGUUCCGGACGAUGAGACUUUGUUGGACUGCCGUGAGCUGAAGCCCCACACUUCCACCGAGCACCGCCGCGACGCGCGCAAGAAGCACAAGGCCUCAUAACGCGGCAACUUGCGUCGUCGGCUCGCUGACUAUGUCGCCAAGUUGAGGGUUAGGCUCUAGGUUACUUGCCACGGCUUUUGCACAUGUAUAAAGGAAUACUUACUACGACUAACAAAGUGGUGAAAAGAUGCAAAAAGAUUGUCACGUUCUAAAAUUUGACGAACUAGCUUAAGGUGGUAUUCCACCUGUCCAUUUUUUUCCAAUGUGCAUUGCGUCUCACACUCAUUACGCAAAAUGUGAGCCGCAAAUACACAUUGGACCAAUAUAUUGGUCCAGAUGUAAGACCAUCCUUAAGAACGUAAGGAUGAACUACUUUGUGCGUCUCAUAAUUCUUUGUCUUACGUUAACUCUUUGAGCAUCAAGAUCAAGCGCCAAGCGGAAAUCCUGUUCCCCUAACGCCUCGUGCAAUACUGUCUUCUAAGUUGUUAACUGACAAUUCGUAAAUUUCAAUUAACAUACGAUCCCUCAAUGAUGAGUUAAGAGUGUUUGUACCUAUACUUCCAGAGGCGCUUUGUGGCGUAUGGGUUUUCCGUUGACGUGGUACGGGAUAUUUGGCCUACAAAAGGUUAACAAAGACUACAGAGAGUACACACACACACCUUAAAGAAUGACCUCGCCAAAUUAUGUACCCCAUAAAUAUGGUAUGACUAAUGUGUUCAAUAUCCUUUUUAAGUGUUUCCACAGUACCUACAAUAAUUUUAACUAUCAUAGACAUGCGAACUCGAAUCAGAAUUCAUUUCUAGCGAAAAAAACUAACUCUGAUGUCACCAUAGAUAAAAUUAAAUAUAAAUAACGAAAGAGUGGUAACUCCAUACCUACAUCCGUUUUUUUACCAAACGCGAGUUAUUUCGUAGUCCACAUCUAACGUCAAAUAGUGGAAUUAUCAGUUCCGCUACUUGACACCAGUGGCCUAUUUUAUAA